UGUCCGCAGACAGCUUCCAGUUCAUGUGGCCAGAAUGACUAAGCCGCUUCUGGCGAACCAGAGCAGCGCACGGAAACGCCGUUCUACCUUCCUGUGGGAGCAGGGGCAAUCCUAUGGGCAAGAUCCACCAGGAUGAGCUGCAUAGGAUACAGAAGUCAAGCUCAAGGCCCCAACCCUGGCUCAGCUGAAGAUACAUCAGAGUGCAGGGCAUCCUGUUUUGCUUCGCGGAAAUGGCUUUGCUUUGUCACACCCUUGGGUAUAUAUAAGGAAUCCUCAAGGCUCCUGUUGGAUGCCAUAUUCUCUCUGCUCCUCAAGAACAGCUUUGACAGAUCCAAAAGAACUCAAGCUUCAAACAUGAAGUCCUUCAAAGUUCUCUUCCUCCUUUUGGUCUCUGUCAGCUUUGUGUUGAUGGAAGAAAAUGACUCAAGAGAAAACACAAAGAAUUCCAGGUUUCUGCAGAGGCGGUAUUCAGAGGGGACAUUAGCAAGCGAUUACAGUCGAACUUUGGACAGCAUGAUGAAGAAGAACUUUGUGGAGUGGCUCUUGAACAGGAGAGAGAACAUGAUUGAUAACAGAAUUGACCCAUCCAGGAGAGAUACUGAACCCACAGCAUUAGAUACAAGGAAUCAAGGCAUUGAAGCUGGAUCUCAGGAGGCAAUGGACUUCAUCAAAUGCAUUCUGCAAAAUAUGGGGAAACAGAGCCUGGCUCUGCCAAAAGGUUCAGAUGACUGGAAGGACGUCCGGAGGCAAGAACAUCUGGCAUGGCUGAUUUCUGCUGACCUCUGCAGGCCAAUGCUUCAAUAGCUCACAGCUUCCUUGAGGGAGAAAAGAUGGACUAACUUCUGUACUCUCCUUGUUUUGUACCUUUUGCUAAUGAGUGUCAACAAUAAUUAUGACAGCAGCAAUAAAACAAUUUAUUAUCAAGUUCA
Messenger RNA from Podarcis raffonei (Aeolian wall lizard), 929 nucleotides. RefSeq names its product gastric inhibitory polypeptide-like. The transcript has 8 exons. The record is from RefSeq and is a predicted model, not a curated record. Gene Ontology annotation, cellular component: extracellular region. Gene Ontology annotation, biological process: response to glucose; response to starvation; regulation of insulin secretion. Gene Ontology annotation, molecular function: hormone activity; glucagon receptor binding. NCBI's taxonomy places the organism in Eukaryota, Metazoa, Chordata, Lepidosauria, Squamata, Lacertidae. Bases 133 to 804 code for a protein of 223 amino acids.